Bradysia coprophila is the source of this 12196-nucleotide messenger RNA. Its product is annotated as nucleoprotein TPR-like. Gene Ontology annotation, biological process: mRNA export from nucleus; regulation of mitotic spindle assembly; protein import into nucleus. Gene Ontology annotation, cellular component: nuclear pore. The record is from RefSeq and is a predicted model, not a curated record. NCBI's taxonomy places the organism in Eukaryota, Metazoa, Arthropoda, Insecta, Diptera, Sciaridae. Gene Ontology annotation, molecular function: structural constituent of nuclear pore.
GUUCAUUUUGCUGUCGAAAGUGUCGAAACAAAGUCGGAUCGAAUAGCAUCAAAAAUUUUCAUUAAAAGGUGGAAAAUAGACGAAAAAUUUUGAUUGGGAGUCAAAAACAACUUAUUUGCGAUCACACGGCGAGGCGAAGAAUGGAUAUGGACACGAGCAGGACAUUAACGAAAGUCCUUGGCAAAAGAGACAUAGACAAAAUUCCACCGGAUGUUUUGAAAAAAUUGGAAAAAUAUUUUGAAACCAACAACGAGCAAUUCAUACAGACCAAAGUUCUGUACAACACGACACAGAAAAACAUAGAAAAAUUGCGCAAAGAAUACGAGAAACUGCUCUCAACCACACAAGACACAACAGCCAAAAAAGAUGCUGCCCAGUCAAAUGUUACCGAACUGCGUCAUCAACUUGACACGGCUAAUGCCGAAGUUGCUCGCCUCACCAGACAAGUGGCUAGCCAAGAAUCGGAAACAACUGGCUACCGCAAAGAGUGCAAUCAGCUCAUCGACGAAAAAGACCAGCUAAUGAAAGUCGCUGACGGUAAAGACGCCACAAUCAACCAUUUACAAUCCGAUCUGAAAGCAUUGAAAGCUGAACUGAAGUCGGCCGUGUCCGAGAAAAACGAUGCCAUAACUCGUUUCGCUGAAAUGGCAGCUAAGGAACAGUCAAUGGACGAUCGAGAAAAACGAUUGGAAAAGGAGAUCGAGCGGCUGAGUAACGAGGUUGUCAAAUGGACCGAUAAGUACACCAAAAUCGUGGCUGAACUAACGGUGGCAAAUCAAGACAAAACGUCGGUCACUGUCCAAAUGGAAAUGGACUUACGACAAAAGACGGAGGAAUUGAGUGCCGCCAAUUUCACGAUUCGUCAGCUGACCGAAUCGACUCAAUUGUCAACGAGUCAACGUGACGGUGAGUCGGUGCAACUGAAGAUCCAAUUGAAUGAAUCGGUCGCAUUGAUUGAACACUACAAACGCGAAUUGGAUGCGAAAAUCAAAUUGGUCGACUUGUACAAGGCUAAUUUCGAUGAGUGUCAGGCUCAGACAAAUGAACUCAGAGCUGAGGCGAACAGCUUGAACCAAACUGUUAAAGAAACCACGGAAAAAUGCGGGACACUCGAGUCCAAUCUCAAGAAUUUAACCGACCAACAUCAAGUGGAACUGUCAGAAAUGAAUGUGACGAUUGAGAAAUUGAAAGACGAACUUAACGCAGCUGGCGAACGUUUGAAAGCCGCUGAGACUGAACGUGCCGAGAAAGUUUUGGAAAAACUGUUUCCCAGAGCUGCCACUUCGAAUCGUAUGCUAAAGGACAAUGCCAGUCUGACCGAAAUGUUCAGCCGGUACAAUGAUUCCGUUAGCGACGUACAUCGCUUGGAGGUGGAAUGUCUUCAGUUGAACACAAAACUGGAAUGCUUGACGAUGAAGCUCCAAGAAACCACGUCCGAAUUCGACCGGCAACAGAUCGAAUACAGGAAAAUUCUGAAGCGAAACGACGAGAUCACCGAGCAAGUGGUUGCGGCUGUGGCGGAACAGGAUAGUCUUCGCGAAAAACUGAAGGAAAAUUCUCAAAGAUUGGCUAAUGCGGAGAGCGAAAACGUCCAGCUGAAAUGUACCCAGAAGGAUCUCGCUCGUCAAAUCUGCAAUCUGUUGAAUAAAGUGGAGGCGAGCGGUAGCGAACCGUCAUCCGAUCAGCUGCAGUUCAAACGGUUGGGUUUGUCCAGUGAAACAAUCAGGAAGGAGCUGAUCACGUUCGAUAAUAUCGUUGAACUGCAAGAGAACAACCAGAAGUUGAUGUUAAAGAUUCGUGAACUGAGCAGCAGAGUUGCCAAACUGGAAGAGCAAAACAUCAAGUUGCAGUCCUGCGAGCAAAAGAUUUCCUACCUGGAAAGGCAAGUGAAUGACGCGGAAGCGGCUCGUCUGGCUAAUGAAGAUUUUCUUGCGAUGACCACGAAGCAGAAAGAGAGAUUCAAGCAGCUGUACUACGAAGCCAUGAAAUAUAUGGGCAAGCAAACAUUGACGGAGGAGGAGGCAGUGGCCAAUGCACCGUUGAGUAGUUCACAAUCAACAACAAGUCAUUCGACACCUGACAGAAAAGACAAGAGACUCUUGGAUGUGGAACUUAAGUUGCAAGAGCGGAUGAAAGAGUUAAAAGUUUUGAAGGAAGAGCACAACGAGUAUCGCAAACAAUCAACCAUCAACUUCGAUAUGUUGAAGCAACAGUGCGAAAGUGUGGAGCGCAAAGUGAGUGAACUCAUAUCGGAGAACAGUAAGCUUCGGUCGCAGGAAAGUUUCGCCAGCGAGCAAAUGAAAUCUCACCGGAAUGACAUAGCCAUCUACAAGAAACAGAUUCAAGUGUUGGAGGAACGUAACCAGAUCUACGACAAAACCAUAGCCAAACAAGAAUUGGCUAACAAGCAACUGAAGGAGGAUGCCUGGAAUACAAUAAUGCAACUGUCCACAGCCGAAAAUCGAUGCGGCUACUUGGAAAUGGAGUGUCGCCGUCUCACCGAGGCAAAGAAAAAUCUUGAAAUUGAAAACGGUGCACUGCACCGUCAAAAGAUGACCCAGAGCAUACUGGAGAGUACUUGUGAGUUAGCUAAGAUCUCUUCGGAACGGUCUGACUUCGAGGGUCGCAUACAAAUGGAAAAGCAACUGGAGGAUCAAGUGCGUCAGUGUGAGGUGCUCAAACGUAAACUGGAAGAAGAACAGCAUCGAUUCACUGAAGAGAAUGAGUCAUUGAAGAGGCAACGAGAAAACGCGAUCAAAAAGUUGUCUGACGAGCAGGCCCAAACCGAAAAUCUUCGAACAAAAUUGUCCGAAACGAGAGACCAAGUUGAGGCGAAAACACAGCAAAUCCGAAACUUGAGCGAAAAGUUGCAAGAGGCAUUGACUCCAUGCAAAUCGGAUAAUCCGAUAGCGAAAGGAAAUAAAAAGAUCAAAGACCUGGAGCUGCAAGUCAAAGCCAAGGCUGCCGAAAUCGGUCAACUCAAGUUGGAACUGCAGGAGUGUGAGGCAAAGAUGCAAUCAUUUGCCAAGUUUAAAUCAGAUUGGGAAGACGAAACGAAGGCGUUGAAAGAGAAUUACGAGGCAUGGAAAACCACUUUCAAUGCGGAAUUGCAUGCGUCACGCCUCAACGAAACAAAUCUUAUGUCGCAAGUCGAUGAACUCCAACAAGAAAUUCGGCUCCAAUUAACCAGUUCCAAUUCGAAGGCUUCGACUGCUUUGACUCAGGGUAAGAUUCAAGCAGAGUAUCAGGAAGCCCUUCAAAAGAUCACCGAGAACAACAAAGAGUUACGCGAACUGCGCACACAGUGUCAUAAGUUGAAGGAGAAUUUGCAGGUGGUCGAACGAAAUUAUGCUAACGAAAUGUUGGCCCACUCGUCCGACCUUCAAGAUCUCACUUUACGCAAGGAUCAACUGAACAAAUGCCAAGACGAAAUGUAUCAGCUGAAGACCGCUAAAGAGGAAGCCGAUGAGUUGAUACGGAAGAGCCAAUUGGAAUGGGAAGAAACCAGCAAAAAGUUGAUCGACGGUCGACAAGAGCUGGAGCAUAAAGUGGAAAUGUUGGAGAAACAGAACUUGGAGUUGGUCGAUCUGCUGCAAGCUCAAAACAGUAAAGUUUUACCUUCGAGCAGCGACACAUUAAAUGAGUCCGUUGCUAACAGCUCGAUCAUGAAUCGAACAUUGACCGACGAGGAAUUCAAAGAAUUUUCAUAUGAGAAGCUCUUCGGAGUCGUUAAGUAUUUGCGACGAGAGAAAGACAUAGCGACCACACACACGGAAAUUCUUCGCAUCGAAAACACCCGCCAACUGGCUGAAUUAGACUUGCAGACGAAACGAAUCAGUGAGUUGGAUGCCGAAUUGACUUCCAUCAAAUCAGCGAUCAAUGCACCCGAUGCCAUAUCGCCGAUCACAAACUAUGAAGAUCUGCGCCGCACCAUGGAAACGUUGAAUGCGGUCACUGACACCAACAUUCAUUUGCGUGAAGAAAAGCUGCAGUUGGACAACAGAAUUCGAGAACUGGUUGAAAAAGUGGAGACACUUCAGGGCGAAAUGUUGGCAAUGCAGGAGAAGAACCGAGAAAUGGUGGAGAAAAAUGAAGAGAAAAUUAAGGAAAACAACAUGCUGCGCUCGAACAUUGAUAAAUUGAGGCAGAAAAUUACCGACGUCGCCGAACGAAGCAAUAAAAAUCCGGAAGAUUUUAAGCGUCUGCAAAAUGAACGAGAGAAUCUGGCGAAAAUGUUCACCGCCGAAAAGGAUAACCUAAGAAUAGUGAACGAACAGUUGAAUUCGAUUAAAACCGAGAAGAAUCGUAUCGAACAAGACAGUGCUGUGAGAGCUAAACAGCUGCAGGCUGUCAGUGACGACAGGAAGAAAUUGCAAGAUGAACUCAACAAUUUCAAGCAAAUAAAUGUGCGGCUGACCGUUGAAUCAAUUGAAAUCAAGGCGAACAUCUUGAAGAAAGAGGAGGAAUUGAAGGCCAUUCAAACGGAAUUGACGUCGACGGAAGAUCAACUGAAAGAUUCCCGUAGCAAGGAAAUGCAACUCCGGAAAAUUGCGAAAAAAUACAGGGAGGCCUACACUGAGCUGAAAACGAAGGACGAUGAAGCCAAAACAUCGGGCGAACCAGCGGCUGGACCUUCAACCGCACGCGUUGACACCGAAUCAUCGGUGCAAGAACUGUCGAAUCGAUUGACUUUGCUGCAAGAAGAAAUCAAUGAACUCAAGAAGGAAAACGAAAGUCUGCGAAAACAGGACGAGAAUCAAAUCAUAACGGAUGCCAGAAAUCGAAUUGCUGCACUGAAUGAGGCGCAUCGACAGAUUGGUCGAGAUUAUCAGGUCUGUAAAAGUCAAUUGCAGUCAUGCGAACAGAGUCGAUCUCAACACGAUUCAGUAGUUGCGGCAUUGAAGAAUCAAUUGGAAGCCAAAAUGAAAGAAUUGUUGGAUCAGGAAGCUGCGAGACAAGAAACCAUUGCUCGUCUAACACGAGAAAAUGAAACGCUCAACACCCGAGUCAAUCAGUUACAUCGUCAAUUCCAGCAACAGGGCUCCAAACCAUCCACAAGUUCGGGAAGUAUUGAGAAGAGUCCAUCUGAUGCAGCGAGAACAGCCAACGUGAAACCGAUGGCGACUCCAAGUACUCAAUCAGCGCCCGUUAAUUUAAGACGUGGUGGCGAUACACCAUUGGCUAGUAUCCGACCAGUGUCUGUGCAAAAUAGUCGUAUUGCUGCUGUUCUUCCCACCAGUCAAACCAGCAACGUUGCAGCUGUUCAGGGUUCGUCGUCAUCGGCUGGAAAUGUGACCACAGCUCUAGUUCCACCACAACAACAAGUUCACACAACCGGUAACACAUCAACAGCUGAGGCAAUGUCCUCUUCGCCCACAAGCUCACAUACCGAUUACAUGCCAGCUACAAGUUCAGCUACAGUUGUUGUUGCCGCUGUUCCACCGAUGGGAUCAGCUUCGGCUGAAAGUACACAAGAGGCUGAGAGUUUGUCGGUGAACACAAACGAAUCAUCAUCAUCGUCGUCUAGCUCGUCGCAAGCAGUUCUACAACAGCAAACUGUUGCACUGGUAUCGCCACGAGUCGAAGUCGUUCCACAAAAUGUUUUGGUUCCGUCUCAGCAAGUGGUUGAUCAAGCAGCUAGCACAUCUGGUUCGUCCAGUUCAUCAUUUAUAACAGCAAUGAGCAGUCACCACCAAGCUUCAUCCAGUAAUACUGUCACUACUUCGCAAGCAGGCCAUAAACGUCCUCGCGAUGCUGAUGGCGAUAGUUCGACGGGAGUUGAAGAGUCUUCUGCGUCUGAAAAGAAUUCACCGCAAAAUAAGCGCACUCGUGUCGGCGAACAAACAUUCCAAGGUGUGACUGAGUCCGGUUUGGACGUGGAAUAUCAAGUUCCAACUUCUUCACAGCGUGACCAAGAGGACGACGUAGUAGCGGUAGAUAGUGAGGAUGACGACGAAGAGAAUAUGGAUCAUGAAGCAGUGGCUGACGUGGACGAAAAUUUUGACGCUGAUAACGGCGACACGGAUGAAAUCGAAUCGUUUGGCCAAGAUGAAGGUGAAGGCAUUGAUAUCGACGAAGAUGUUGCUCCGAAUGACAGCAACGAAGUGGAUGUCGACGAUAGCAGCAAUGCACCGAAUCAAUCUUCCAGUGGAUUAGCAGCAUCAUCUGAGGCGCGAGGUACUCCAGCCGAAGUGAUUGUAUUGUCAGCGUCAGGACAAGAAAAUCAACAAAUCCAAACGAUUAGCAGCGGAAGUGAUGCCGGCUCUUCGAGUCAAGCGAAUCUUUGGCGACAAGUACAAACCCCGUCGAGACAGCAGCAACAACAACAAAACUUGGUUAUCCAACAGACGUACGAGACGGAUGACAGUAUCGUACCCAGUACGCCAACUUUAUACGUAGCUCGUAGAGCUGACGGUUUUAGUGAGGCUAUUAGUUCGCCUCAUCCUACUGUUCAACAUGGCUCUCGUUUCACAUUUGGUGAAUCCGGUCGUGCAGCUCAAUUGAUGAAUGCUGUUGAGGGCAUGGACGACACGCGUGUGGAAUUGAAUUUGUUGGAAGGAUCUGGCGAUGGCGGUCAGAGCAGCUCAUCAGCACUUGACGUUCAACAAGGGGAAAAUGUCGAUUUGGUGACUGAUCCUGACGGUGCCAACAAUCAAGCAAAUGAACCAGUCGCCGGUCCGAGUAGCCAAGCUCAUGGAUCUCAAAUUCCAGUUGCUAAGAAGAAACGCAAGACUGAUGACGAUGCGACUACGACAAAUGUCGUUCAAAAUGUGCUUGAAGUUGAAGUGGCAUCAGCCGAGGGCGGAAGUGAUGGAGUUUCGUCGGAGGGAGAAAAGGCUCCAGUGGCGGAGAGAGUUCAGGUUGAAGAAGAUCGCGAAGCUGAAGCAUCGGUUUUGCCACGAAAUACACGAUCCCGACGUGUGUAUCAGCGUGGCCGCGGAAUGUCUAUCGACAAUCAACGUUCCAAUCAGAUGAUCUGGCAUCAAGCCGACAAUAAUUACGGGAGAUAUCAUCCAAUGCCACCACAUCAUCAGCAACAACAGCAUGGAAAUCCGCAUCGAGGAUCACCAACGCGAGGUGGACCGUUAACACGCGGUGGACGUGGUAGGCCUCCGAGGCGACCGUAUCGUUUUUGUUGCAGAAAAAUGGAAACUACAAAAAGUUUACUAAUGCUGCUCGGUCGCAGCAACUACGACAAAAUUCCCGAAAGUAUUGCAAAACGACUGGAAAAGGUGCUCGAGGAGGCAAAUAACAAAGUGUCCGAUCUGAAAAAUCGUUUCAAUGGAUCACAGAAAACUAUCGAAAAACUUCGAAAAGAUCUGCAGACAUCGAGCACCGAAAAAGGAAAUUUGGAAAAAUUACUUUCAACCUCUGAAUCCAGUGUAACCGAACUGCGCCAGCAAUUAAACACGUCCAAUGCGGAAACAAGACUACUCACAGAGCGAAUGCAAGCCGAAGAGAAUCGAAACGAAGAAUUGCGCCGGAAGCGUGAUGAUCUGGUCGACGAGAACAAUCAGUUGAAGGACAUCUGUGGCAGAAAGGAUGCCGUAAUCAGUCAAUUACGAUCGGACCAGGCGAGUUGCAGACAACAAUUCGAGACCGAAAUGUUUGAAAAUGAUGAGGGCAAGAAAAGCAUAGCCGAAAUGCAGGAGCAAGAACAGUUGCGGCUCAACAAUGAAGAGAAAUUAAAAACGCAGAUCGAUCAGCUCAAAAAGGAAGUCGGUAAAUUGACCGAUAAGUGCAACGAACAGGCAGCGGAACUGGCGUUAGCAAAUCAAUACGUAACUUCUGUAACUGCCCAAUUGUCAUAUGACCUAAGAGAAAAGACAGAGGAAUUGCGUGCCGCUAAUUUCAUGAUUCGUCAGUUGACCGAAUCGACCCAAUUGUCAACGAGUCAACCUGACGGUGAGUCGGUGCAACUGAAGGCUCAAUUGAAUGAAUCGGCUGCAUUGAUUGAACACUACAAAUGCGAAUUGGAUGCAAAAAUCAAAUUGGUCGACUUGCACAAGGCUAAUUUCGAUGAGUGUCAGGUUCAAAAUGCAUCGGCAACGACCCGCUUAAACCAAGCUCUGAAACAAACAAUAGAGAAAUUCGAGAUGCUCGAGACCCAUCUCAAGGAUUUAACAGAACACCAUCAAGUGGAACUGUCAGAAAUGAGUGCGACGAUUGAGAAAUUGAACGACGAACUUAAAACGGCUGGUGAGACUUUGAAAGCCGUUGAGACUGAACGCGCCGAGAAUGUGCUGGAGAAACUGUUUCCCAGAGCUGCGACUUCGAAUCGUAUGCUGACGAAAAACGCCACUCUUACGGAAAUUUUCAGCCGUUAUCAUGACUCGCUCGAUGAAGUUCAUCGUUUAGAAGUGGAAUGUCUGCACAACAACACAAAAAUGGAAUGUUUGACGAUCGAACUCCAGGAGAUCACGUCAGAAUUUGAGCGACAACAGAUUGAGCUCAGAAAAAUUCUGAAGCAAAACGAAGAGAUCACCGAGCAAGUGGUUGCAGCUGUGGCAGAACAGGAAAGUCUUCGCGAAAAACUGAAGGAAAACUCUCAAAGAUUGGCUGAUGCUGAGAGCGAAAAUGUCCAGCUGAAAUGUACCCAGAAGGAUCUCGCUCGUCAAAUCUGCAAUCUCUUGAAUAAAGUGGAAACGAGUGACAACGAACCGACAUCCGAUCAGCUACAGUUCGAAAGGUUGGGUUUGUCCAGUGAAGCAAUCAGGAAGGAGCUGAUCACGUUCGACAAUAUCGUUGAACUGCAAGAGAACAACCAGAAGUUGAUGUUAAAGAUCCGAGAACUGAGCAGAAGAAUUGCCAAACUGGAAGACCAAAACAUCAAAUUGCAGACUUGCGAGAAAAAGAUUUCCUACCUGGAAAGGCAAGUGAAUGACGCGGAAACAGCCUGUUUGGCUAACGAAAAUCUUCUUGCAAUGACCACAAAGCAGAAAGAGAGAUUCAAGCAACUGUACUUCGAAGCCAUGCAUUGCAUGGGCAAGCAAACGUUGUCGGAGGAGGAGAUGAUGGACUAUAUACCGUUGAGUAGUUCACAAUCAGCAACAGGUCAUUCGACAGCUGACAAGAAACUCUUGGAUGUAGAACUCAAACUGCAAGAGAAGGUGAAAGAGUUAAAAGUGUUUAAGGAAGAGCACAACGAGUAUCAUAAACAAGCAACUAUCAACUUCGAAAUGUUGAAGCAAGAGUGCGAAAGUGUGGAGCAAAAGGUGAGUGAACUCAUAUCGGAGAACAGUAGACUUCGAUCGCAGGAAAAUUUCGCCAGCGAGCAAGUGGUAUCUCUCCGGAAUGACAUUUCCAUGUACAAGAAACAGAUCCAGGCUUUGGAGGAACGUAACCAGAUCUACGACAAAACGAUUGCCAAACACGAAGUGGCUAACAACAAGUUGAGACAGGGAUACUGGAAUACCAUCAUGCAAAUAUCAAAAACCGAAAGUCGAUGCGGCUACCUGGAAAUGGAGUGUCGCCGCCUCACCGAGGCCAAUAAAAAUCUCGAUAUUGAGAACAGUGUAUUCCACCGUCAAAAGAUGACCCAGAGCAUACUGGAGAGCAGUCGCGAGCUGGCCAAGAUUUCUUCGGAACGGUCUGACUUCGAGGGCCGUAUACAAAUGGAAAGGCGAUUGGAUUCCCAAACGCGCCAAUGUGAAGCGUUGAAACGGAAGCUGGACGAAGAGCAGAUACGAUUCAAGGAAGAAAAUGAGUCACUAAAGCGACAGCGGGAUACCGCAAUCAAUAAGUUGUCGGAUGAGCAAGCGACUGCUGAAAGUCUACGAACCAAAUUGUUCGAGACAAGAGGGCAAGUCGAAGGAAAAGACCAACAGAAUCAAAGUCUGAGCGAAAAAUUGCAGGAAGCUUUAGCCACGGGCAGUUCAGCCGCUUGCCUUUCGAAGAAGGCUAGAAGCUCCAAGGAUUUGCAGAUUGAACUGAACAAUAAGCACGCCGAGAUCGAGAGACUAAAUUUGGAAAUUCAAGAGUUUGCGUCAAAAACGAAAUUGUUUGACCGGCUCAAGUCGAAUUGGGAAGCGGAAAAGAAUGGGCUCAAAAGUGAUUUGGAUGCGUGUAGACUCGGCGAAAGCAAUUCAAAGGCGCACAUCAAUGAACUUCAGUGUGAAAUUCGAGUUCUUACAUCGAAGAACUCAAGUGUCGAGUUGGAAAACAUGAAAACAGAAAAUAAGAAAGCCGCAGAGAAGGUCGCCGAAAACAACAAAGAAUUACAUGAGCUACGCCGGCAAUAUCACCAAUUAAAGGAAAAUUUGCAAAUUGUCGAAACGAAUUACGCUGACGUACUCUCCGCACGUUCCGUGGAUCUUAAGAGUGUAACUUCUCUGAGAACCGAAUUGAAUGGUUGUCAAGAUCAAAUCCAACAACUGAAAUUGGCUAAAGUGGAAGCCGAUGAAUCGAAGAAAAAGGCCCAGAUGGAAUGGGAAGCGACCAGCAAACAGUUGAUCGCCGAUCGACGUGAGUUGGAACGCAAAGUGGAAAUGUUGGAGAAACAAACUUUAGAGCUGGUAGAUCUGCUGCAAGCUCAAAAUAUGAAACCGGCAAAACCUGCAAGCGACGACCCAUUCAACGAAUCCGUUGUCAACAGUUCCAUAAUGAAUCGGACGUUUACCGACGAGGAAUUCGAAAACUUUCCAUCUGAAAAGAUCUUCGGAAUGAUAAAAUACUUACGACGAGAGAAGGAGCUAGCGGUCACUCAAUUGGAAGUUCUUACCAUCGAAAAUACUCGCCUUUCCGCUGAAUUGGACAUGCUGAAGAAUAGGGUGAAUGAACUCACUAGUCGACUAAAUUCCGAUUCACUAACAUCAUCGAUAAAUAACUUUGAACUGUCAGCUGAAUACGAAGAGCUUCGCCGUGCGGCAGGGACAUUGAAUGCGGUGACAGACAGCAACAUUCUUUUACGAUCGGAAAAUCAGGAUCUCUGUCAUCAAGUUGAAGAUCUGGCUGAAAAAAGAGCCAGACUGGAAGGGGAACUGCAGAUGUUGCAAGCCAAGAACAGUGCGCUCGUUGAGUCAGAAGCAAAAAUGGUUCAGGAGAACAAAGUGCUGCGAGGGAAUGUCAAUAAGUUAAAAAUCAACGAAAUUUGUCUGGGAAGAGAUUUGAAGCAAUUGGCCUCAGAGAAAGAACGUCAACGGCAAGCUACCGAAGAACUAAAUUCGAUUAGAGCUGAAUUGACUGCCGAGAAAGAAAAGGAACAACAAGCAACCGUAGCAAUGAAUUUGAUGAAAGCUGAGAAGGCUCGUCUGGAACAAGACAUUGAAUCAAAGUGUAAGCACAUGGAGACUCUUGACGGCCAUCGAAAGAAACUGAUGCAAAAAACCUCGAAGCUGGAGGAGGCGCUACAGGAGUCUAAGGAACAACUGAAACUAUCCGCGGAAAGUGAACUUAGAGCCAAAAACGAAGCGAAAUAUUUUAAGAAUCAGUGUCUGGCACUGCGAUCAGAGUACAAAAAAGAUUCGAACAACGAACUGAACCCCGAACUGCUGAAAAAUGUUGUUACGUCAACAGAAACUGUUUCAUCAGCUACCACUUCGCUGAAGAAACAACCAAGCGGCUUAAAGCGUCCACGAGAUAGCGAUGCAGUUCUGCCGAUCGAUACGAAAGUUUCGUCUGGAGUUGUCAAAGUGUCACCACUGUCGAAGCGAACACGUUUACAACGAGGUUGUGAAGCCGUUACAUCGAAAAACAAUUUAGAAGAAAGCAUCAACGAUGAGAAUGGUGAAACCGCACAGGAUGAUGAAGUGGCGUUGUUGCCUGGAGCACAACAAUCUAUUGUCGAUGGGAAUGCAGACGAAACGGGUGAUAGCGAAUCUGCAACCGUAGUUGGUGACGAUUUGAUCAGCGAAGUCGAGUCGGUUGAUAGUGGAAGAGUGUCGGCCGAUUUAACAGUGGAUUCAGAAGAAUUCCAGCUCGGUCGCAUCCGGAGGACUUCUUCUCGCACAGAAGCACGUCGUGGACGCAGUCGAUUGAGUCAAUGAGAAAAUCACUUCCAGUUGGGCCUAUUUCCUUAUUGGAUUUCUUCAGCAAAUUUUAUUAAUUUUCGGUGGCAGAUAUCACCGAUCAAUUCGAAUUUAACUUAAUUUUUACCAAUGAUGUAAAUAAUUAUCAAUAGCUUGGAUUACAACAUUUAAAUUUCUUUAAACACGAACUUAAAUAUUUGAUGAAAAGAAAUGUGUUGAGGAAUUGAAAA